AAAUGCAAAAGAUUUGUCUUUUACUUUCUUUCUUCAUCAACGGCUCUCUGAUCCACAGUAGCCGGAGAAAAAGCAGAGAGCUCAAAUUGUCGGAAUUAAGAAUCCCCAAAUCACAUCUUCAAGAACCCUAAUAAAUUCCCAGAGAUUCCUCUCAUUUAAUCACUUCAGAUUCGAAAAAAGUUCUCUCUUUUUCCCAAAAAAAACUUUCUCAUACAAUGGACUCUACUACCACACCUCCUUCUCUCCGUUCGAAUACUAGAUCCGCUUUGCGUCUAGCUCGAAACAACAAAACUCUCGUAAAAUCUCACAUUCCAUCUCUCGAUUUGGUUUUAUUGUCUCCGAAGAACAACAACGGUACUCCUUACCCAUCACCUGUUUCUCUCAGUUCACCAUCUUCUCCUGUUACUCUUCGUGAGAUUCUCCUUUUAUCUCCUUCCCCUCUUCGUAAAUCGAGAACCCGUUUAAGCAAUCGGUUCGAUAUGGAAGCUGCGGAGGCUGCUGUGACGGCACGACGGAGUAAGACGAAGGGAGGGCAAAAUGGUCUUUUGGCCUCGCCGUCGCCGAGGAAUUUCCGGAGGUCGAGACUAAGGUCGGAGGCGAUGGUAGAUACAAAGGAAAAUACGGAGCCAAUUGUUGUCGUGACCGAUGAAAAGAAACAAAACCAGAGGAAACAGAAGAAGUUGGGUCGAUCUAAGAAGGAGAAGCACAGUUCUGUUCCUCUGUUAGCUUCUCCUAGUCCAUCUUCAGAUCAACCUCAAGAUGUUUGUCAAGGUGAUUUAGAGCGGAUUAGAGAGAAUAUAAGCGAUUUGAUUAUGUGGAGAGAUGUUGCGAAAUCAACACUUUGGUUUGGUUUUGGCUGUAUAUGUUUCCUAUCUACUUGCUUUGCUGCUAAAGGAUUUAACUUUAGUGUUUUCUCAGCGAUCUCCUAUCUUGGACUUUUGUUUCUUGGGGUAUCGUUCUUGUCAAAUACUCUUCGCCAAAGGGUUACUGAAGAAGCGCGGAGAGAGCUUAAAUUGAGUGAAGAUGAUGUAUUACGAAUAGCUAGACGAAUGCUUCCCAUCACCAAUUUAGCAAUUUCAAAGACGAGUGAGCUUUUCUCUGGUGAACCAGCAAUGACACUCAAAGUGGCACCUUUUGUUCUAAUGGGAGCUGAGUAUGGUUACCUCAUAACAUUGUGGAGAUUAUGUGCUUUUGGUUUCUUCCUUAGCUUCACUAUUCCAAAGCUAUAUUCAUGUUACGCAAGUCAGCUUAACCAAAAAGUUGAGUGUGCACAAAGGAGAUUUGUUGAAGCUUGGGGAGUUUGCACACACAAGAAAUUCGUAGCAGGCUCUGCAGUUACUGCAUUCUGGAAUCUAACUUCUCUCAAGACCCGUUUUAUUGCAGUGUUUAUCAUAGUAGUAGUAAUCAGAUACAGACGACAGAAUCUACAGUUAGAUUCCGAGGAUGAGGAGGAGAAGAAGCAACAAGAAAAAACUCACCCGGAGCAACAAAAAUCGCCGGAGGAUAAGUCAACUUCACCGCGGUCAGCAGAAGAAGAGCAAGCGUUGGUGCUAGUUGCAGAAACCAAAGCACCAAAGAAGCUUUAUUAGUCUAGUCACUAGUGUCUUUUCAGUAUCCACCUGUGUAAUAAUAUUUCACAUUUACGUAAUAAUAAAUAAAGAGCAGUCAUUAAUAUCAAAUA
Messenger RNA from Arabidopsis thaliana (thale cress), 1681 nucleotides. RefSeq names its product Reticulon family protein. The transcript has 7 exons. Gene Ontology annotation, cellular component: endoplasmic reticulum membrane. NCBI's taxonomy places the organism in Eukaryota, Viridiplantae, Streptophyta, Magnoliopsida, Brassicales, Brassicaceae. Bases 216 to 1589 code for a protein of 457 amino acids. The record is from RefSeq and is marked reviewed.